CUUUUUUUGCUAUUUUUACUCGUAAGUCGUCGUAUUCGUAAUCGUAAGUGUAUUUAUUUACCGGCUGGCCUGCUCAAGUUAUAAAUUAUAAUACUCUCUCAUCUGUGGCUCAAGUGCUCGUUUUACUUACUUUUCCUAUAAAUUAAAUUGCGUGGUUGAGUAAGGACUCAAAAUAUAAAUAAUCUAAAAAAUGUCUGAUCGCGGUGAUCGUGGUAAAAGGUAUAGGAAGGAUAAAGGUUGGGGUAGUUCAAAAUUCAUACAACCCGUAGCCAGACAUCCACAUCGAUUGAAAGGGAAAGAUAUUGGCCUUUUUUACAAGAGACAACAAGCUAGGCGAAAUAAAAAUACACCUCUAACGAUAAAUUUAUCCAUCCCAAGUUCUGUAAUUGCUAAGUUAAUAAGCAAUAUACAACUUAUCACUAAGUUAGCAGCUCAACAAAAAAUUGAUAUAUUCCCUGAAAAGAUAUCUCAUUUGUUCAGUCAAAAAGCUUCUUUAUCAAACAUUUCGUCAGAUAAAAAAGACUCUGAAGUGCCAAAAUCUAGUCAAGCAAUCGCUGCACCUGAAGCUCAUACAAGUCAAAGAAGCGAUGUUGAUUCCAAAACGUCGGUAAAAACAAAAAUUAACACAAAUUAUUAUUUUGAUAGUGAUUCUACACCAAGUACUUCAGUUGAUGAUAUACCAUUUGCACUUGAUGAAGCUAGCGAUACAGACAGAAAAGAUUUUGACGAAAGAGUGUUGAGUCUAAGAGCACCAGCAGAUUUUAAAUAUGGAUACAAAGACAUAAUUACUGGAACGUUUAAGGAAAAACUCAAUGAAUGUCUGGCCAGAGGCAUAAACAUCACUAGACAAGAUGAAGAUAUUGCAACUUUAAAUCUCGUUCUGUAUGAAGAACAUCUAAACGCUUUAUCAAAAUCACACUACAAAAAACUGUUGACGUUCCGUGAAAAAUUGCCAGCUUAUAAGAAAACUCAGCGUGUUUUAGAAAUGGUUAAAAAUAACCAAGUGAUUGUCAUAAGUGGAGAAACUGGAUGUGGGAAAUCAACACAGGUACCACAAAUGAUUUUAGAUGAUGCUAUUAUGAAGAAAAGGGGCGGCAAUGUAAAGAUUCUAGUCACUCAGCCAAGAAGGAUUGCUGCGUCGUCAUUAGCUAGUCGAGUGGCCCAAGAACGUGCUGAAGCUCUUGGGGUUUCCGUAGGAUAUGCUGUGCGAUUGGAAAAGGUUGACUGCAGACCACGUGGGAGCAUAAUGUUUUGCACCACCGGUGUUCUUCUGGUGGACUUGGAGGUCAACCAAGCGCUGUCGGACUACAGCCACAUCAUACUAGACGAAGUGCAUGAGAGAGACACCCAUGUUGAUUUCGCUAUGUGUAUGCUAAAACAGGUGUUGCAAAAACGUAAAGAUUUGAAGUUGAUUCUGAUGAGUGCUACACUAGACGCCGAGAAAUUGUGCAAUUACUUUAACUUCUGUCCAAUGCUGCACAUCGAGGGCUUGGCAUAUCCAGUCAAGGAUGUUUACAUGGAGGAGAUUCUGCAUCUCACGAACUAUCAGCUGGGGGAAGAAGUUAUGCCGCAGAGACCUAAGAACUACCGCGGCAGAAAGUUUGACAGAUCUAUACACGAACAAAUGGAAAAAUCUAUACAGUACAAAGCUGAAAUUGCACCAUGGUUGGAAUCCGUAAAGAAAUUCAUGGAUUCCAAAAUCUACCGCACUUUACAAAAUCCUAAAAUCGAAGAACUCAAUUAUGAUCUGAUGCUUGAACUAAUAAAAUACAUUUGUAGAGGGCCUCCAGGUGCUAUAUUGGUGUUUUUGCCUGGUAUUGGGGAAAUAACGAAACUUAUGUCAAUGUUAUAUGACAAUGAAAGGUAUUUGGGAUCAAAAUGCGAGAUACACCCUGUUCACUCAAAACUGCCAUCUCUUGACCAGCGCAGAAUAUUCGAAAGACCUCCUCACAAUGUGAGGAAGAUUGUGAUUGCAACGAAUAUCGCUGAGACUUCAAUCACUAUAGAUGACAUUGUGUACGUCAUUGACUGCGGGAAAAUUAAAUACAGCGGUCUAAACGUCGAGCAUUACUUCUCCACUUUGAAGGUUGAAUGGGCUUCUCAGGCGAAUAUGCGUCAAAGACGCGGUCGCGCCGGCCGUUGCCAACCAGGCGUCUGCUACCACCUAGUGACAACCUUCCGUGCUGCGAAGCUUCCCGAACGCCUCCUGCCAGAGAUGCAAAGGAACAACUUGCUAGAACCGGUGCUGAUGAUUAAGCAGCUUCGACUUGGGAAUGCAGCAGAAGCUUUGAAGCAAUUCCCUGAUCCACCUGAAGAGGAGACUGUGAAGAGAGCUGUGAAGCAUUUGCAGCAAUGUGGAGCGCUGGACGACGAAGAGAAGCUGACCCCACUGGGAUGGCACUUGGCGCGCUUACCAGUGCACCCUGCAGCAGGCAAGCUACUGGUCCUAGGCGCCCUGUUUGGAUGCCUCGACCGAGCGGCGAGUGUGGCAGCUGUGUGGAGCUUCAAAGACCCGUUCCUGCUUAUACUUGACAAAGAUAACGAAAUAAAAGAAGUAAAGCGCCAGCUAGCAAUGGGCGAGCCUAGCGAUCAUAUGGCCCUAUCCGAAGCCAUAAUACAAUGGGAGCAAUGUGACCCAGGAGAGCGCAAAGCAUUCGCUUAUGCAAACUUCCUAUCAAACAGUACGUUAGAACUGCUGUCAGAAAUGAAGAAACAGCUAGGAGGAAACUUGCAGCAAAUGGGAUUCUUGAAUACGGGAAGAGUGACAUCCACAUUUGAAAACAGGAACUAUGAGAAUUUGAGCCUUUUCAAGGCUAUUGUCGCAGCAUCGCUGUACCCCAAUAUUACCUCUGUCAGAUGGAUAAAUUUACACGCUCGUAAUCCAAACAAGCAAAUACGAGUGUGCCCUAAAUCUCCCGAUGGACCGAUGACCAUUCAUCCCAGCAGCCUCAUGAGUCCGCCUAAGAGACUGCCUCACAGGCCUCUGCCGCCGAGGACUCCGCCAUGUCUAAACCCUGGUGCCAACUGGCUGGUGUACUGGCUGAAGCAGAAGUCUUCGGACAUGUUUCUGAUCGAUGUCACUCUUGUGUACUCGCUGCCUUUGCUGUUCUUCGGGGAGUUGAAUAUUUCGGAAACCGAGCAAAACGAACCAAACUAUUGCUACGUAUGGAUAACGUGUUACAGAGUCAAAAUGUUAAAAGAGACUGCAAAGCUUCUCUUUCAACUAAGGUCGCUACUGGACCAAGUCCUAGCAUCCAAGAUUAUGGUCCGAAGUAAGCACUCUACUACACAUAACUCCGAUUUUGAGGAGAAAGUUCUGAACGCCGUAAUAGAGGUUAUAACGGCGGAAGACGAGCGAGCUGAAUACCUAGACGGAGGCACUGAAUCAGAUACCUCCGAAAGUGAUUCCAGAUACUAAAAAAUAAAACUUAAAUAAUCAUAAUUUA
This is a messenger RNA of Ostrinia nubilalis (European corn borer), 3446 nucleotides long. RefSeq names its product ATP-dependent DNA/RNA helicase DHX36 (gene Rhau). The record is from RefSeq and is a predicted model, not a curated record. Gene Ontology annotation, molecular function: ATP binding; DNA helicase activity; G-quadruplex RNA binding. Lineage: Eukaryota; Metazoa; Arthropoda; Insecta; Lepidoptera; Crambidae. Gene Ontology annotation, cellular component: intracellular anatomical structure; cytoplasm. Bases 191 to 3418 code for a protein of 1075 amino acids. The transcript has 12 exons.